Penicillium lagena is the source of this 1233-nucleotide messenger RNA. RefSeq lists its product as uncharacterized. The record is from RefSeq and is a predicted model, not a curated record. Lineage: Eukaryota; Fungi; Ascomycota; Eurotiomycetes; Eurotiales; Aspergillaceae. Bases 1 to 1233 code for a protein of 410 amino acids. The transcript has a single exon.
AUGCCAGGCAUCAUUGCCCAACAGGCGUCAGUUCUAUUGCUGUUGACUCUGAUAAUCACAGCAACUAAACCCAGCUAUGCCUUGGAUCUUCUCCCCGAAAGCUCAGACUCCUGCCCAAUCUCAUACAAGCAGUGCGGCAGCACGAAACUCCCAGCUGACUUCUGCUGCCCAUCAACAUCCACCUGCAUAAGUUUGGAUAAUGCAAGCUCAGCCAUUUGCUGUCCCACUGGCUCGGACUGCGCUUUUAUCUCGCCGGUUACUUGCGAUGUCUCCCAGCAGGAUGCAGCACUGCACCCCGAGAGCGCCGUCAAGACCACCCGGUUGAACGGCACACUUCCCACAUGCGGCGACGACUGCUGCCCCUUUGGAUACUCCUGUCAAGACGGAAACGCCUGCAAAAUGGACAAGAGUACAGCGUCAACGGCGACUGCUGUCUUGCCGGAUACGUCGACCACCACCUCAUCUACUACCAGUCAUACAACAACCGAGUCAGACUCGUCAUCAACGACCACGUCUACACAAGCAACUCCGACAACCCCAGCACUGACAUUCACCCCUAUCCAAUCCCCAUCAAUAACAACCAUCACCUCCUCCAAAGCGGCCUCAGCUGCAGAAAGCCAGCAAACCUGCUCCCUCGCCAGAUCCUGCCCCUCCUUCCCCAGCAAAGCAGUGGUAGCAGGCUUCUUCCCCGGUGUCGUUUUUGGCACAAUCCUUGCCCUCCUAAUAGCAACCUGUCUCCGUCACCGCGCACGCCGUAACGAACCGCUCAUCCAAGAAUCAAAACACACAGGACCCCAGUGGUCCCAGCGUUCUUCGAACGGAGCUCUAAUCGGAAUAUCCAAUCCUAUCGCCUCAGACGACGGGUCCUACCGCACAGACUUCCUCCUGCGUCCCGCAGAAGCAAAAAGAGCCUCGACAGGUGCCAGAUCUAUGCUUUCCAGAACAGGGACUCGAGUCCGCAGUCUUUUUUCCGGUAAUCCCACCUAUGAGAAAGACGUUCCUCCCGUACCGGCGCCGUAUCCCACUACUCCACCGAGACAGCGUGCAUCAAGCACAGAGAGUAUACGGGUGUUCUCGCCGCCGGGAGCGUUUGCACAGUCUUCAAAGUUCCUGGGCCCGGAGCCGUAUCCGAGGGCUAUUGCGCGACCAGAUACUACAUUUACGGACUUGAUGCAGGUUGUUGGGUUUGGGGAGAAGAAUGGAGAUGUGGGGAAGAUCUCGGAGAAAGGGUGA